UGCACCCAGAAGCACAGCACAACCGGUCCUCAGCAUCCACAUCCGAACCGGUUAUACGCCUCCAGCCUGAAAAAAGAGGGACGAGUCCUGGCGAGCGCCCGCAAGAAGCGCUCCCCUUCCUGGCUGCUCAGAACGAGUCGGCGCUUCCCUUCGACUGGGUUCUGCCUCGGCUACUUGUGAUCUCGAGUUGUGUUGUGUGCUGCUUGGCACUCGAGUGUGAAUACUUGACGGAUAGAUAUUUUUUUUUAUAAUUCCAAUAUAAAACCCGCAUGAUCGAUCUCAGACAAGUAACACGUGAACAAACAUGGUGUGAUACCUGGAAGUGAACAGUAGAUUGUUGGUCGAAAGCCUCCCAGUUAACACGGCAGCGAAAGGGCGUUCUCACGGCAAAAGCGAGGCAGUCGAUGCCCCUUGCGAGCGCCCGCCGAUGACCUAGGGUGACACCGGCACACUUAACCGAGGGAACGACCGCCGCCGCCCGCGCACCGAUGACAAUGCUGGACCUCAAGACUUCGACCCCCGAUUAUCUGCCGAGGACGGGCCCGCUGUCCAACUUUUCCAUGCUCUUCACCGAUCCGAGUUACAAGUCAGCGUGGGGUUCGCCUGCCUCUCCAGCCUCCCAGACCCAAGGGUACCCUCACAACACACUCGGAAUGACUAAGUCUUCCCUGGAUGCACACAGCCCUCACCUCCGCCAGCCAGAUCCCUACCAGAUGUUCGGUCCGACCAGCAGCCGCCUGGCCAGCUCAGGUUCGGGACAGAUCCAGCUCUGGCAGUUCCUCCUGGAGCUCCUGUCCGAUUCCUCGAACGCCAACUGCAUCACCUGGGAGGGCACGAACGGCGAGUUCAAACUCACGGAUCCGGACGAGGUUGCCAGGCGAUGGGGCGAGAGGAAGUCAAAACCGAACAUGAACUACGACAAGCUGUCCCGAGCACUCAGGACGCAACACAGCGCAUCAACCCUCUCCACCAGGCCCUUGCCUCCUUCGCCAGCGAGCAUAUUCCCUUCGCCGACGUCGUACUGGACCAACCCCGGCGCGAACCUCUACUCCAACAUCGCCGCUGCUUCGGGACAUUCCAUGACGCACCACCCAUCCCACAUGACGUCACACAUCUGUCUUCCAGCCUAUCCGCAUUACGCAUGACAGUCUCUCUUCUCCAAUUGGUGCACGCAACAGUCACGUGACUCCGUCUCGCUUCCUGAUUGGUCCUCCACCUUUCAGCAGGUAACCAGUUUGGAGGAUCAGUGAACAAAAUCCAUCAGUGAGCAAAAUCUUAAAGUGUUAGAUUAUAUGUAACUCACUGAUGAAUAAGAACUUGUGGAGACGAACAUGCUAAAGUAAUGCAACAACCAAAACUGUAAAUGUCCAAAGACUAAAUAUUUCCAUGUGACAAGACACCAGCGCCAUGCAAAGUGCGUGGCGCCGCUGCCGCGCCAGUCCCUUCUUGGUUCGCGGCGUCCUGUCGGCAGGGAGCGCGGGCAGGUGUCCCGCUGCGGCGUGGAGGCCGCCCUUCGCCGCGGAGGGCGAGAGCCACAGGGCGGUCGCCUCGCGCAUAUCACCCGAGCCGCCCGCGACCAGAGGGUAGGCUCGGGCCCUGACGGUGGCGCGGAGACCUCGGAGUGAACAGGAACAGACUCACGCGAGGCAAAACAGAACCAAAGAAUUGCAUUCCGCGGGCUGCUGUGAUGACCCCUGCAGGAUCCUGUGGGAAGUAAGCUUAGCUGCAGCUCCGUGCCAGUUUACUCGUCUAGUCCCGCCCUCUAGUCUCACGUGGGCAAAUAUCAUCCCACUUCAUAAGUGAUAUCCAUUGUAUAUGUAGUCGUGAUCUAGUCAAGUUACCCUUGGUGUAUGUUGGCCCGGCAGCCAUUUCGCGUGAACUGGUCAGGUGCCGACAGCAGGAACUGUUGCGGCUCGAAGUGACUUCUUCGGGCCCUCCGGCCGCCUGCGGACGCCCUCAAGAGAGGAAGACGUCAUGGUGUGUGUGACCUGACCGAUAAUCUUGUCGUGGCGGCACUCCUGCGCCGCGCUCUCGGGCCUUCGUCGGGGCCGGGACGGAGCGCGAAGUCUUCGGGCGAAAGAGCGCCUGCGUAGAGCGCUCGCCGUCCCCGCCAGGCCCCGGCCGGCCGGCGCGGGAGGGCUGGCCAGAACCCGGGUCCGAGGACGAGCCAGUCAGUCCGCGCCGCCCGACUUCAGAGACCCUCGUCGUAGCCGCCGACUCCUGUCGGCUGCAAGAGGAAGAGUCGGGCCCAGUAUCUUAGAAAUGUUUUUUAAUCUUCCAGUACUUAAAGGGGGAGCCUUCUCCGGGCGCCUCCUCGAGCAAGUUGUAAAUAUGUGUAAAUAAUGAAUUGAUAAUGACUAGGUGUAGAAGUUCGGACCCCGUUAUUGUGAUGAAUUAUACCAUUGUCGGCUUUGUUUACACUGUACCUGUGACGUCACGCCGCCACAUUCGAGACCUGACUCGGAUGUGCUGUACCUAACCUCCUGUAAAUCGUCCCUGAAUAUUGUUUUUCCUUUCUAGUCUGUGAAACCUUUUCUGUAAAUCUGAAGAAUUAAAGAGAGAAAAAUAGGAAAUCUGUUCAGAACCAACAUGCCCGAAAAUGCUUAUA
Messenger RNA from Penaeus vannamei (Pacific white shrimp), 2608 nucleotides. Lineage: Eukaryota; Metazoa; Arthropoda; Malacostraca; Decapoda; Penaeidae. The record is from RefSeq and is a predicted model, not a curated record.